Molecule: messenger RNA, 1461 nt
Organism: Cladophialophora immunda
Lineage: Eukaryota; Fungi; Ascomycota; Eurotiomycetes; Chaetothyriales; Herpotrichiellaceae
Exons: 2
Coding region: 70-999 (309 amino acids)
Biological process (GO): ribosomal large subunit assembly; rRNA processing
Cellular component (GO): nucleus
Molecular function (GO): 3'-5' exonuclease activity; nucleic acid binding
Source: RefSeq, a predicted model, not a curated record
CUCUUUCUUUCCCUUCGGAUGCUCUACCUGCCAACAAUGGUUCCCUCUAAGUUGCUCUGAUGUUCUGCGAUGGACCUCAACAACUUGUCAGCAAACUGGAAGAAGUUGCAGGCGACCCUAGGUACCAAGGCUAACAGCACCCUCACAAAAUCGUCAAAGCAUGGCGUGAAACGCAAAAGGGAAGUCGUCCAGCACAUCGCGACUCACUCUCGCGCAGAGAACCCGAAACCCAGGAAGAGAUCACGCCCCUACACGGUUAUGGCUCUCGAUGGCGACGGUUCCACCGAGCCACUCUCAAUCCAAGAAUUAGAAAGCCGCGAGAACCUUCCCCGUCCACGUCUUCCCGCUCGUUCAUCGUCGCAAAAGGUCAACACUGGGCUGUCUCCCGAAGUAGAAAUCGGCAGGUACGUCGCUCUCGAUUGCGAGAUGGUCGGCGUUGGACCGAACCCGGACAGAGAAUCCGCACUCGCUCGUGUCAGCAUCGUCAAUUACAAUGGCGACCAAGUUUACGAUUCCUACGUGCUUCCACUUGAGACCGUCACAGACUACCGAACACAUAUUAGUGGAAUAUCACAAAGUCACAUGAAAUCUGCAAGACAGUUCAAGGAGGUUCAAAUGGAGGUGGUGAAGAUUCUCAAGGACAGAGUCCUAAUCGGACACGCCAUACGGCAUGAUCUAGAAGUAUUGAUGAUCAGCCACCCUCAUCGAGACAUCCGAGAUACUGCUCGCCAUCCGCCGUAUCGAAAACUAGCAGGAGGCGGGUCGCCGCGAUUGAAAAUUCUUGCGUCAGAAUUGUUAGGUUUUGAAAUACAACAGGGGGAACAUUCAAGUGUAGAAGAUGCUCGGGCUUGCAUGCUAUUGUUCCGAAAGGACAAAUCUGUUUUCGAACGAGAACAUUCAAAGCGAUGGCCAGCGCAGCCUCCUCCUGAAAGACAGGAGGACGCGGAGGAGCAGAAGAAACCUCGCAAACAUAAGAAAAAGAAGAAGAGAAAGCAUUAACCAGAGCUGCCACUGAUUGAAACGGGCUAUUACGGUUUCUGCUCGGUGCAUGGAACAAUGCGUUGGUAUGUCCUAAUCCGACUUACGGUGCUUCCGUGCUGCUGUCAUGAUCAUGUCGCCCCGACCUUGAUAUCAAAUGUCGCCUCACAAUAAACGAAAGAUAAACGGCAAUUUCACAAGUGAAUAAAACCUGGCUUAUCGUGGAAUUGCUUGCUUCUUCCUGGGACUGCUAACGAUUCAAUUUCAGGAAAGGUGAUAACUCACGCGGUCUUCUCAACAGUCGUAUGGUACAGCCGCCCUUGCUGAUACCACUCUUCAAGGCAUAAUCCGUGGCUUUGGAUUUCAUCACCCUGUCUGACAUCCACAUUCUGUGCGUCCUUCACGGCCCUUUCGCUCGGGAUUUGAGAGAUGUGCUUUCUUCAAGACUGUCUUUGGACGACCGAAUGUGACACCAGUUUUCUC